Rhododendron vialii is the source of this 1910-nucleotide messenger RNA. RefSeq lists its product as uncharacterized. Lineage: Eukaryota; Viridiplantae; Streptophyta; Magnoliopsida; Ericales; Ericaceae. The record is from RefSeq and is a predicted model, not a curated record. The transcript is spliced from 7 exons. Bases 409 to 1800 code for a protein of 463 amino acids.
GAGAGUUGGUAAUGUUGGAAAAAUGAAAGGAUUGGGUGACCUUUGGCUUGCUCAAGCCAAUAACUUUCCCAUAUUCAUGGUGGAGGUUUUCCCCUGUUCAAUAUGGGGGUUACGCUCCUAUUCAUCGUGGGAGUUUCUUCCAUAUUCAUCGGGGCUAUUUAAUCCCGUGUUCACUCCUUGGCAUCAUUACAAGGGUCCCUUCAGCCUAUAUAAGGAGCAUUCUGGUUCAUAGUUCAACACGAAUUCACAGAAAUUUCACAAGUACACUGGUGUAGAUUGAGAGAGACAUACGCUGAGUAAGUUCGUCAAAACGAUCAUCGGUGGUGUUCUGACGGUCGUGGUUAGAGCCGGAUCAAUCUUGGGAGACAGACGCCGAGUCACCUCAAUACCCUCCGGUAAACACCAUAAAUGGCGUCGUCAUCGUCGCCGUCAUUGGUCACCUGCUUCUCUGCUCCUCCGACGUUACGUCUCGCCUCUCUAUCUCUGUCGCCUUUGCCGCUACUUCAACUACCAACCCUCUCUUCCCGCCGCCACCUCUGUACAUUCUCAACGACCAAAUCCAAACCACUAUUAUUCCCUGCCACAAGCACAACCUUGUUCGCCCCUCAAAAUUUCCCCCAGGACUCAAUUUCGAAUCGGUGUCUAACGGUUAGGUCUCAAUUGAAUUUCCCUCUCGUCUCUCCGCAAGACCAUUGGGGAACAUGGACUGCUCUCCUCUCCAUCGGCGCUUUCGGCCUCUGGUCGGAGAAGACCAAGAUUGGGAGCAUGGUGAGUUCAGCAUUAGUGAGCAUUUUGGUUGGGCUUGGAGCAAGUAAUAUGGGGAUUAUACCUCAUGAAGCACCAGCAUAUUCGAUUGUUUUUCAAUACCUGCUACCGUUAACGAUACCAUUGCUGUUGUUUAGAGCUGACCUGCGGAAAGUGAUACGUUCAACUGGAACACUGCUCUUGGCCUUCUUGCUUGGAUCAGUUGGUACAAUAGUUGGAACCUUAUUGGCUUUCCUGAUAGUGCCAAUGAGAUCACUUGGUCAAGAUAGUUGGAAAAUAGCCGCUGCACUGAUGGGUAGCUAUAUUGGUGGAGCCGUCAAUUACAUUGCAAUUUCAGAGGCGCUUGGUGUCUCUCCGUCAGUUUUGGCUGCAGGUGUAGCUGCUGAUAAUGUUAUUUGUGCUAUAUACUUUGUGGUGUUGUUUGCACUAGCAUCAAAAAUACCUUCCGAGGCUUCUGCACUGCCAAAUGAUCCUACUGCAAAUAUGGAGUCUGAUUCUGGAAGUAAGCUUGUUGUGACACAAACUGCUGCAGCUCUUGCUGCUUCCUUUGCUAUCUGCAAAUUUGCCACUUGGCUCACCAAAUUAUUUGGAAUCAAAGGAGGUGAUCUUUCAGUAAUAACGGCAAUUGUUGUCUUUUUAGCAACUGUCCUUCCAAAACAUUUUGGUUAUCUUGCUCCUGGCGGCGAAGCUAUUGCUGUGGUCUUAAUGCAGAUAUUCUUUGCUGUAGUGGGAGCCAAUGGGAGCAUACGGAAUAUCAUUUUAACAGCACCUAAUAUCUUCGUGUUUGCUUUUAUUCAAGUGACCAUCCAUCUUGCUGUGAUCCUUGGGUUGGGAAAACUAUUUCGCUUUGACCUAAAACUCUUACUUUUGGCGUCAAAUGCCAACAUUGGAGGGCCUACAACAGCUUGUGGGAUGGCCACAGCCAAGGGCUGGGGCUCUUUGGUUGUUCCAGGAAUUUUGGCGGGCAUUUUUGGUAUCACAAUUGCAACAUUCCUUGGCAUUGGUUUUGGGAUGUUGGUUCUCAGACACUUGUGAACUUUGGAAAUUCCCAGGAAUUGUAUUGUUGAAUUCUGUAUGAUAUCGUCGAAUUUGUGAUUCCAUGCUGUACAAAACUUCGUGAUUGGCAGAAACUGAUUCUCUUAUCA